AUGCGGGCGGAAGCCUGGAUUGUGACAUUUCGAGGGGUUCAGGUCGGUUUCGGGAUCUGUUUUGGAUCGGGACAAAAAACAGGGCAAGAACCUGGCAGGGCUGGAAUCCGGGGAAUGGCAUGGGGGCACUUGAGCUGCAAUACACGCCGUUUCAAUAGCGCCAAACCGUUAAGCCACUUGGAACGUUCUAGGAGGACGACGAUGCCUCCGGCGCAUCUCAAGAACGGUAACAAAAAGGGGCUCGUCCACCAUGCGGGUGACAAAGUCAGCAACCCACAGCGUGAGCGGCAGGAGGAUGAUGUUGGGCAGCAGGAAGGCGAGCUCAAGGCCCAUGGGCCCGUUCAUGGGCAGGGGGAAGAGGUUGGCCCAGUGGGCGAUGGGGUCGGCCUUGCCAAAGGACGCGCGGGGCCAGCCGGCGGCGUAGUAGAGGCGGUCGCCGAGGGUGCCGAUGAUGGGCCCGUGGACGAGGUAGAGCGCGUACGAGAUGCGGCCGAGGAACUGGCAGAAGCGCGUCUCGAAGAAGCGCCGCAGCCAGGGAAUGCGCGGGAUGCACGCCACGAUCAUGUUGCCCGCGAAGAAGAGGUAGAACCACUUGUAGUCGAAGACGGCCUGCGGGUUGAGGAACGACAGGUAGUACCACCCCCGGCUCCCCCGCAGGUCCGUGAUCUCCCGCGUCCGCGACGGCACGCCGGCGAGGAACAUGCCGAUGAUGAAGAGGUGGUAGUAGAUGAAGGUCUUGUAUGGCUCCAGUCGGCGGAGCCACCGAGGGAAGUAGCCGUCCUUCUUUGCGAGCAGGUCCAGGUCGCACUGCAGCAUGCCGGCCAUGAACAGCGCGCAGUAGUAGCCGUCGACGAUGUAGAGGAAGUAGUAGGCAAGGCCGAGGAGGCAGAGCAGCCGAGCCUUGUGCGUCGCCCGCGCCAGCGCCAUGCAGGCCAUGUAAACCACCACCGACCCCCGCAUCUCCAGCGCAAUGGACCAGAGGUGGGAGUUGGAGUGCAUCCACGGCCAUCCCUCCUUGAAGAGGAAGCUGAAGUUCUUGAACUCGACGUACCAGUUCCAGAUCUCUUCCCCGACCGUGCCCUUGGCCUCGGUCUGCGCGGUCCAGAGACCGAACAGGUGCCAAGACAUGAUGUAGGCGAACGUGGUCACGAUGAUGGGGAUAUAGAGCCGGAACCAUCGGCGGAAGAGGGCGGACGCAAGAUUGUCGAAGAGCUUGAGAUGCUCACCAGAGUGGAUGAGGGAUAG
Chaetomium globosum CBS 148.51 is the source of this 1245-nucleotide messenger RNA. RefSeq lists its product as uncharacterized. The transcript is spliced from 4 exons. The coding region runs from base 1 to 1245 and encodes 414 amino acids. Lineage: Eukaryota; Fungi; Ascomycota; Sordariomycetes; Sordariales; Chaetomiaceae. The record is from RefSeq and is a predicted model, not a curated record.